Candidozyma auris is the source of this 972-nucleotide messenger RNA. Its product is annotated as ribose phosphate diphosphokinase subunit. Gene Ontology annotation, cellular component: cytoplasm; ribose phosphate diphosphokinase complex. The record is from RefSeq and is a predicted model, not a curated record. Gene Ontology annotation, molecular function: ribose phosphate diphosphokinase activity; magnesium ion binding. The transcript has a single exon. The coding region runs from base 1 to 972 and encodes 323 amino acids. Gene Ontology annotation, biological process: ribonucleoside monophosphate biosynthetic process; purine nucleotide biosynthetic process; 5-phosphoribose 1-diphosphate biosynthetic process. NCBI's taxonomy places the organism in Eukaryota, Fungi, Ascomycota, Pichiomycetes, Serinales, Metschnikowiaceae.
AUGCCUCAGACGCCGAAUUCCAUAAAAAUUCUCACAGGCAACUCUCACAGAGAACUCGCAGAGAAGAUUGCUGCCAAGCUCGGCAUCAAGGUUUCGAAGGUGGGACCCUUUCAGUUCUCGAACAAAGAAACCGCCGUUGCAGUGGGGGAGUCCAUGAGAGAUGAGGAUGUCUAUGUUAUCCAAACUGGAUUUGGCGAGAAAAAAAUCAACGACUACUUGAUGGAGCUUUUGUUUCUUAUAAAUGCUUGCAGAGUGGGCGGCGCCAGAAGAAUCACCGCUGUGAUUCCAAAUUUUUUUUACGCUAGACAAGAUAAGAAGGAUAAAUCCAGAGCGCCUAUCACAGCCAAAUUGAUAGCGAAUUUGUUGCAGACUGCCGGCUGUGAUCAUGUCAUCACUCUUGACUUGCACGCUUCGCAAAUACAGGGUUUCUUUAGAGUGCCGGUAGACAAUUUGUACGCUGAGCCUUCGACUUUAAGAUUCAUCAAAGAAAACUACAAAACCGACGAGCUAACAAUAGUUUCGCCAGACGCAGGUGGAGCCAAGAGAGUUGCUUCCAUUGCAGACAAGCUAGAUACACCUUUUGCAUUGAUUCACAAGGAGAGACAGAAGGCCAACGAGGUGUCUAAAAUGGUUCUUGUGGGUGAUGUUGCCAACAAGACUUGUGUCCUAAUUGACGAUAUUGCCGACACGUGUGGCACUCUUUGCAAAGCAGCAGAGGUGCUCCUAGAGAAUGGUGCCUCUAAAGUCAUUGCCAUGGUAACGCAUGGCAUUUUUUCUAAGAACGCUAUUGAAAAGUUGAACAAUUCUAAACUUGACAAAAUUAUUUGCACAAACUCUUUACCUUUAGAAGAUAAGCCUGAGAGGUGCUCGAAGAUAAAGAUACUUGACAUCAGUCCAACUUUGGCAGAGGCUAUUAGAAGACUACACAACGGCGAGAGCGUCUCGUACUUAUUUAAUCAUGUCCCAGAAUAG